AUGGCAACACCUCAACAUCCUCCCGAGCCAGCACCGCAAGAGAAGACAUUCAGCACCUAUAACGCCGGUCAAGGUCAAAAGUACGCCCAAGUCCGGCGCGACUACCACCCAAAAGUCUACCAGACCAUCCUCGACCACCAUAUCUCGACCGGCGGCCAUCUCGAUACCCUCCUGGACGUUGGCUGCGGCCCUGGAAACGCAACACGCGCAUUGGCACCACACUUCACGCAGGCCAUCGGUCUCGACCCGUCCGAGGGCAUGAUCGCUACUGCUCGCUCUCUCACAUCCGCCUCCGCCUCCCGGACCAACAACAACAUCCGCUUCGAUGUAUCUACGGCCGAACAACUGGGCUCCAAUAUCGCUCCACCGGUCGAGGACAGUAGUGUCGACCUCGUCACCGCCGCCAACGCGGCCCACUGGUUCGACAUGUCGCGCUUCUGGCCUGCCGCCGCAAGGGUGCUCAAACCUGGUGGCACCGUCGCCCUCUGGACCAGUGGCGCGAUCCGCACGCACCCGUCCGUUCCGAACGCCACCGCCAUUCAGGCCGCAAUGGACGAACACCAAGAAACCCACAUGGCACCCUUCACGGAGCCGGGCAACAUCCUCACGCGGAACCGCUACGUCGACAUCGCGCUUCCUUGGACACUCGCACCUACACAGCCGCCGGUGCACAACUUUGACCCAGACACGUUCGUCCGGCUUGAAUGGCCCAUCGACGAGCCCUUCUUCGACCGAGGCCAGUCUGCAGCUGGCGGCGGCGGCGGCGGCGGCGGUGGUGGCGACGAAGCUGGCGCGGAUCUCGAUACGUUCGAGAAGAUGAUGGCCACCGGAUCUGCCGAGACAAGGUGGCGCCAGGCGCAUCCCGAUCUGGUGGGUACGGAGGGUGAUGUGCUCAAGCAAUUGAGGCUCAAAAUUACAAGGUUGUUGCACGAGGCUGGUGUUAAACCGGGGGAGGAGAGGCUGCGAGGCGUGGUGGAGGGAGUUUUGUUGUUUGUCAAGAAGAAGAAGGACGAGGUGGUAGUGGUCUGA
Molecule: messenger RNA, 1029 nt
Organism: Exophiala xenobiotica
Lineage: Eukaryota; Fungi; Ascomycota; Eurotiomycetes; Chaetothyriales; Herpotrichiellaceae
Exons: 2
Coding region: 1-1029 (342 amino acids)
Molecular function (GO): S-adenosylmethionine-dependent methyltransferase activity
Source: RefSeq, a predicted model, not a curated record